Molecule: messenger RNA, 437 nt
Organism: Drosophila arizonae
Lineage: Eukaryota; Metazoa; Arthropoda; Insecta; Diptera; Drosophilidae
Gene: VhaM9.7-a
Product: Vacuolar H[+] ATPase M9.7 subunit a
Biological process (GO): proton transmembrane transport
Cellular component (GO): plasma membrane proton-transporting V-type ATPase complex; proton-transporting V-type ATPase, V0 domain
Molecular function (GO): proton-transporting ATPase activity, rotational mechanism
Source: RefSeq, a predicted model, not a curated record
AUUUUACGAACAGAAUUCUUAUUGGAAGCAAACAACAUUUGGUGUUAGAUCAAAAUUGUAUUUUAUUAAAUAUACGUGCCAGUCAGCAAGUAAAAAGUUAAUUAUUUAAAAUAUGGGUGCUGCAUUCUUCCCCGUGUUGUUUUUCACUGCCGUUUGGGGUGGUGUGGGUAUUGCAAUGCCCGUUAUGACACCAAAAGGUCCACAUCAAAAUUUAAUACGCUGCAUCCUGAUGCUGACUGCGGCUUGUUGCUGGCUUUUCUGGCUGUGCUGCUACAUGGCCCAAAUGAACCCAUUGAUUGGGCCAAAACUGAAGCGACAUGCCAUUGCAAUGAUUGCCAAGUCGUGGGACAACAAACUCGUCGAGGGAUAAAUGUAGCUCAAUUGCUUGUUGUAUAAACUAUGUUAUUCACAAAUGUAUAAAAUAAAUAACUAAUAAA